GAACAUCGGCGCCUACUACGAGAAUGCAUGUGAAAGAAAGAAUAUUCCAUCCUGGAGCGGACAACCAGGAACUCUUCGUUCCUGGCUGAAACUCUUGGCCUGUUGGGAGGCUGAGACAACCCUUCAUCGCGAGAAAUGGGGUUUGAGACUUUACCAGUCGUUUCCGGAGAAUUCUCAGCCUCGGAAGAUUGCUGACCAGAUUCCAAUGUCUGAACUACUGUCCCCGAGCGGAUACGACCUCGUCCUGACGGCGGUCAUGACAAAGUACCGUCCAUACCUCGACAUCGCUGGCCCGGCGAGUGUGGACAAGUUCUUCUACUCGGGCGACAGGUCGAAAGGCGAGAGCUUCUCGAACUUCAUCGCGACGAAGGAAAUCGCCCGCCAGGACUUGGAAACGAAUCUGGGCGAGAGGUUGAAUGACAAGGUGGCGGGGAGAAUACUUCUUCGACAAGCUCAUCUUUCUGAUCUUCAACGCGAGCUUAUCUCCCUGCGCGACCAAUCAACCUUAAUGGGCUUCGAUGAGGUCGCCGCGGCGAAUGCCGAGCUGGGAGCAUCCUCGGCAAAGCACUAUCCGGUGAUCUACCACGACCAGGUGGACAAUCGUUUCCAGAACCCUGGGGACGAGGAUCAAGUUGGCGAUGAAUCCGAGGAAGAGGACCGCACCUACGAUGAGGAGGAGUCAACGUACCUGGCCGCGCACCACUCGGCCUAUGCGGACGUGAGGAGAGACUUGAAAGAUAGGAGGAAGGAACGUGGCUUCAUCAAGCACAACAAAGCCCCACCUCAGAGACCUCGGAGUGCAAUGCGGCCAUCUUCCAAGGGACAGGGCCGCGGGAGAUCCUUCCGAAGCAGAUCCAACAACCACCCGCAGCGCAAGGGUGGGUCCAAGAUGGUCAAGGGUUCGCUUGAGGUGAAUUUCAUCGUUUCACGAGGACCAGGUGGCGGCCAAGUGUUCAUGAUGCAAGGUUCCACUCCUUGGGCUCACCUCGAGGUGCGCGGCUACGAGGCCAUUGUGGACACGGCAGCGGAGGAUGCGGUCAUCGGCGUGACGGCCAUGGACGCUCUGCAUCGGAGGGGAAGCUCAACUGGAAAGCGUGCCAGAUGUUCCAUUGCUGUGGCGGGGGUGCAUGCUUUAUUGCGCUUCCAUGUUUUGCGAGACGGUCAGUUUACCACCCCUCCACUGCUGCCCAUCAGCUUCUUGGAGGCGAUUGGAGCGAACAUCGACUUGCCCUCCGAGAAGCUUUCGACUCCGGCCGGGCACUCUACCUCCAUGACCCGUCUGCCUUCAGGACAUCGCACGGUGCCCAUCCUGGAUUUCCAAGGUCGUGCGUGGGCGCUGCCGACUCAACUUCGGGUGGCUGGUCGAGAUCCCUUUCAAACAUCCUCGUCGACCUCGUCUUGGAUGGCCAGUUCUAUGACGACAACGCAGCCGAGACCCUCGACAUCCACUCGAUCGUCUACCAACACUACGCAGUCGACUCCCUCCAGCUUCGGCCACAACAAUUUUUUGGGGGAGUAUGUGUGUGAUUCUGCGUUGCGGCCGUCCCCGACAUCAUCUAACUUGGUGGCUUUUCGAGCUGGAGAAGAGAUUGAAGCCAAGGCCCUACAGUUUCUGCAGGAGUCGCGAUGGUCCAUGCAGGACAUGGAAGAUCUGCUACAACUUCUUCGUCCGAUGCGCCGAGAUCACUUCAGGAACAUCCUCGGCAAACCACUUCAAGGGGAAGCCUUUUCGGCUGUUUUCGGAGCGUACGCCCACGGCUCCUUUGUCGGGAUCACCAAGGCGACAACGAAGUAUCCGCAGUUGGUGAAGUACAUUAACUGUUGGGUGAGACAACAGGUCCCGGAGGCUUCUUUCAGUUCGAUCAGCAUCGGGGCGAACGUCCGGGCUCCACUUCACCGAGACGUCAACAACGACGUUUGUUCCAAGAACAUCACGGUGUCUUUUGGUCGACACAAAGGCGGAGCCUUGUGGAUCCAAGACUACGACCCGAACGCAUCCCUUGGUCGCAGCAAAACAGUGAAGGGUCCGCAAGGGCAAGAGUUGGUUGGAAGCCUGGUCAGACAACGGGCGGACCGAUUGGUGGCCAACGAGAGCAAGCUGAGCGAGGGCUUGCCCAAGAAGAGACUGGGUGUGGCCAAGGUGGAAGCUGCCUGGAAAAGGCUCACGGUGCGGAUCCUGGUGAUGUUGGCAACGGCUCGCCAACAAAUGGUCGUGGACGAGUUCUACAUCGUGGACUCGCCCCCCGAGGACCCGAAGGAGAAGGCGAGCUCCUCACACGAAGCAAAACCGAAGCGCCGAGCCACCAAGAACUCCCACAUCAACCAAGGGAUCGGGCAACCUUUGGCGAGAUCGAAGGCCCACAAGACCUUUGCUGUGGAACCUCAAGCCUGCCAACAUCCUCCGGACAAGCUACGGUGUCGAGCCAAUGCCAUCUUCCAAUGGUGGACUUGCACCCUAUGCGGGAGUCGAUGGCAAAGGAACGACACGGUGGAGACAACCAACGACCCGCUGCCCAAGACCUCCGAGAACGAGCCCAAGAUCAUGGGACGGCGGGGACAAGAGUUCCCGAAAUUCCUGCCGGCCAAAGGCUUUCACUUCGGCGUCUUCCAGCGAGACGGGUGGGACCGGAUCGACUCCAACACCUUCGAUGAGAACACCGCCGCCGACCACGUCGACAACCGCAAGGUCACCUUCUCGCACGAGGACGACAUCGCACGGGACACGGAUGAUUCAACCCCUCAAGAAGAACUCAAUGCCGGCAGCGACGGAGACCUACGAGAUCAACUCGGAAGAGGGGACACUAUCGGACGAGGAAAUGGGACCCCUCGUCAAACAAGAGAAGUGAGGCCCCGAGUUCUACUGGAUGCGGCUUCGAUAACGGCAUCCUCCCCGACGCCAUUGCGAAAGUUGCGGAAGGAACUGCAAAGCCAAGGAUGGAUGGUGAAAACGCUUCUGCUGCUGAUCACUUGGGCGGGGAACGACUGGUCCAAGCCACUUCCCAGUUUUCUCGGACCUCCAAGAUUGCGAAUGGAUUGGAGUACUACGGAGCAAGAGUGGAUGACGCACUCAGAAGCCCCGAGUACGUCUUCGAGGCCCACAACAUGGUGUUGCUACGUUUUCGAGGAUAAGAUGCAAAAGUUCAAUUGGGUGCUGGACUCCUCGGGUCACCAGGUUCCGAAUAUCCGGGAUAAGGACGUGAAGGCGAUCAACAAAGCCACAAGAGAAAACCUUGUGACCCAAGGUAAAUUCCUCGUCGGAGCAACCCCAGUGAAGGAGAUCGAAGUGGGAGCGGUCGGUCAUGCAGUGGAUCUUCAUCUCGGCUGGGACUUCAACCGUGAAGAGCAUCGUCGGGGAAAGUCUGGCUACUACGUCGACUACGUGCCGAAGGAAGUCGAUAUCUACUACAAGGUCCAGUCCCUCGAAUAG
Messenger RNA from Symbiodinium necroappetens, 3427 nucleotides. Lineage: Eukaryota; Dinophyceae; Suessiales; Symbiodiniaceae. The record is from the annotation of a GenBank genome assembly.